Molecule: messenger RNA, 2109 nt
Organism: Mesocestoides corti
Lineage: Eukaryota; Metazoa; Platyhelminthes; Cestoda; Cyclophyllidea; Mesocestoididae
Source: the annotation of a GenBank genome assembly
ACGAUGCACCCAAACAAAUGUAAUAUCGGUUGGAUGUGCCAUGUGACGCCGUUGAAGAAGAAUAAGGGACCUAAGCCCGCUCCUCCCAUCUCUUCCAUCCCUCUAAUCGGCCUUCAACCAGAGUGUGCAGAUCAGGCCAACCAAGUGAAGCCCUACUCCAACUUCCGUCCCACGGACACUCCUCUAAUCCGUCUGCAAAAGAUGGGUGGGCGAAAGGAUCUUCUAUGCUUUCGCGAGAACGGUCCAAACAGGUGCAAGGUGGAGGAUCCGCCCAGGUGUCAGUGGUACUACCUGGGAGACAAUAAACCCAACGAUCCCAACCAACCACCGUACAAGUUCAGGGUCCCCACCUAUAUGCACCAUACUGAAUUUAAACAGGAACCGCCAAAACCGCUGACGCAAAAGGUGGUGGAAACACCCUGUCCGGUUCUGCAGCAGCCGCGGAGAAAGAUAAACAAACUGCCGAGAUUUUUUGAGUCGCGGCCAGGUUAUGCUGAGUACAACAAGAAAGUGAGGCCGUUGUCCAUAAUUCGUCGAGAAUUCAUCCUUCCUAGCACUCCUAAGUACACGAAGUCGUUAUCCGCAUUUGCUCAAAUAACCUCACCAACUCCACUAGCUACCACAGAACCUGUCGAGUAUAAUGUCUACAAACCUCGUGAGACAACAAGUUUUGCAGAUAGACCGUUAAAACCGAAAAGCAAGCGCGACGAAAUUAUGGCGACGAUUUUUAAAAACUACAAGACCCAUGAAAGGCCUACGGAAUCUCUCAACGAGUCCACGGUGGUGAAGAUAAAUAUGAAAAUACUCGCUAUAUUUUCGGUCGAUGUGAGGAAUAUGGACUACUAUGUGGACGCUCUGCUGCGUCAAACGUGGAUGGACCCGCGACUGAUGUGGGAGCACCUCCCAGAGCACUCAGACUACACCUCGCCGAUUGUGUCGCCGAAUUUGAAGGAGCAGGUUUGGCUUCCGGAUCUGUUUUUUCGGAAUGGGAAAGACGGGUAUCUGCACAAGAUGACCCUUCCAAACUACCUACUCCGAGUCUAUCCUAACGGAAAGGUGCUCUAUAGCCAGAAAAUUACAGUUCGAUUUGCCUGCCAAAUGGAACUUCAUAAUUUCCCAAUGGAUGAGCAGAUAUGCGAUAUCAACAUCGGCUCUUAUGGAUACACUCUCCCGGAAUUACGAUUCGAUUGGACCGAGGCAAAUGCCCUUGAAUUCACCAAGGACCUGCAAAUAUCCGAGUUUAAUACACCCAAGAACUUCACCACGAUCGAUUGCACUGAAGAGGCCUCAACAUCCACCGGCAACUACACUUGCCUUUUGGUGAAAUUCCACCUGUCACGACAGCUUGGGAGCUACAUUGUGACCACGUACAUCCCCAACGCCCUCAUCAUAAUGGUCUCGUGGGUGGGAUUUUGGGUCCCACCCGACGCGGCCCCGGCCAGAGUGCCCCUGGGACUGCUUUGUCUGCAGGGCUUGUGCACCCAAGCCGUGUCCAUUAGUUCAAGUCUUCCGCGGGUCUCUUACACCAAAGCCAUUGACGUUUGGCUGAUCUUCUCCAUUGUAUUUGUGGUCAGUGUGAUGGCCGAGUACGCUCUGGCCCUGACGGUAAUGAAGCGUGAGCGGUUGGCCAGCUGGCGUCUGGGUGUUCGGCGCAUUGUGCGGGAGGAGUUGGCGCGUUGGUGGAGAGCCGCCUAUCACAUGGAGGUGUCUUUCGGCACCAACCGGGCUCCAUUGGUAACCAAACAGCAGGCCGAGGUUUUUGCUCAUGUCGAGGCCGUUCUUAUGCACCAGGCAGAUCUGCAGCCACCUGUAAAGAAGAGGCGGAUACUGGGGGAAGCUGAAUCCAUUGUGGACGGCUACAGUCGGUUCAUUUUUCCUCUCAGCUACCUCUUCUAUAAUGCCUGCUACUGGAUUUACUACCUCUGCAUUCUUCCCGACCAACCCGACUCCUUUGCCGACCUCCUGACCCAUAGGUAUGCUUACGAAGACUACGAUGUUCAAAAGAAGCAGUGGGAUGACUUUGUGAGUCGAAGCAGGAACGUCGCUCCCUGCAAACAGGCGACUAUCAAGGUGAUCACGAGCGUCAUCACCCCGCGCAAGAAAUACUAA